Funneliformis mosseae is the source of this 432-nucleotide messenger RNA. NCBI's taxonomy places the organism in Eukaryota, Fungi, Glomeromycota, Glomeromycetes, Glomerales, Glomeraceae. The record is from the annotation of a GenBank genome assembly.
AUGGAACGUACUUAUAUUAUGGUUAAGCCCGAUGGUGUUGAACGUGGGUUGGUCGGUGAAAUUAUGAAACGUUUCGAACAAAAGGGUUAUCAACUCUCGGCUCUUAAACUUAUCUCGCCAACGAAACAACUUUUGGAAGAUCAUUAUAAAGAUUUGAAAGAUAAACCAUUUUUCCCUUCUCUCAUGACAUAUAUGUUAUCAGGACCUGUGGUUGGUAUGGUUUGGCAAGGAAAAGACGCUGUUAAAACCGGUCGUCGUAUUUUAGGUGAAACUAAUCCAUUGGCUUCUAAUCCCGGUACUAUCCGUGGUGAUUUCUGUAUUGAUAGUGCAUCUGAUGCAGUUGAAACUGCCGAAAGAGAAAUAGCAUUAUGGUUCCCUUCAGGUGUUGUAGAUUGGGAUCGUAAAAGAGUAAAUUCAUUGAUUUAUGAAUAA